CAGUAUGCAGACUACAAGGGCCUCAGUAGCCCAGCACGCCAGCUGGCCGCUCGGACAACCCAAAGAAUACCUGGCCGUUUCUGACGCGGUCCAUUUACCGCAAUCAUGGCGCCCAUGAAGGGGUCCGCAUCGAGGGAGGGUCUCAUUUCCCAGGGCUCUCAGCAGAGCCUGAUAAGCCUGAAAGAGGAGCCGCAGUUUGUGAUGGGUCCACCCGUUGAAUCGAUCCUGAAAAACGAAGAAAAACGGUUCCUGUUACUGGUCGAACGAGGCGAUUACAACGGUGUCCGCACUUUGUUGCAGGAUUACAAAGAUCGUCCCGACGAAUUGAAUCUGAAUUGCACCGAUCCGCUGGGACGUACGUCUCUGGUUAUCGCCAUCGAAAACGAGAGUUUCGAGUUGAUUGAAGUCCUACUCGAAGGUGGAAUCAAAGUGUCAGACGGUCUACUUCACGCCAUCAGCGAGGAUUAUGUCGAAGCCGUUGAAUUGCUGCUCGAAUGGGAAGAGAGGACCCAUAAAGAGGGCAGUCCUUACAGCUGGGAAACGCUAGACAGCGAAAAUGCCACUUUUACGCCCGAUAUCACUCCGCUAAUUUUGGCUGCCCAUCGAAACAACUACGAGAUUCUCAAAUUGUUGCUGGAUCGUGGAGCUGCGUUGCCCAUGCCUCACGACGUCCGGUGCGGUUGCGAUGAAUGUAUGGCAUCCAGCAAAGCCGAUUCCCUGAGGCACUCACGCUCCAGGAUCAACGCGUACCGGGCUCUUGCGUCACCAUCUCUCAUCGCCCUGUCCAGCAAAGAUCCCAUUUUAACGGCUUUCGAACUGAGUAAAGAACUUUCCCGCAUGUCCGUCAUUGAAUCCGAAUUCACCGUCGACUAUCAGCAAUUGGAAGAACAAUGCCAAAAGUUUGCUACGUCUCUACUGGACCAUGUCCGAAGUUCGUACGAAUUGGAGACGCUUUUAAAUUACUCUCACGAUUCGGAAGAUGUUUGGGAGCCCGGAGAACGUCAGACGCUUGAUCGACUUGAACUGGCCAUCAAAUACACGCAAAAAGACUUUGUGGCUCACGCCAACGUGCAACAACUGCUGGGGGCUAUUUGGUAUCAAGGUUUACCGGGAUUCCGACGUCGAUCGCCGUUCGGUCAGAUCGUCGAGACAAUCAAAAUCGCGGCCAAGUUUCCCAUUUACUCGAUGCUUUACAUGAUCGCACCGACGUCGGUCAAAGGCAGUUUCAUCAAGAAACCUUUCGUCAAAUUCAUUUGUCACUCGGCUUCCUAUCUCUUCUUUCUCUCUCUACUCGGACUGGCUUCUCAACGCGUUGAAUAUCUCCUUAUUGAAUGGUUUGGCACCGACUGGAUGCAAGAGAUUCUUGAGGAUUGGAAACGUCGCGAAAGAGGAUCUAUACCAGGACCUAUAGAACUAUUCAUUAUGCUUUACAUAGGCGGGCACAUCUGGGCCGAGGCAAAAGCUUUAUGGUCCGACGGUCUAAUGGACUACAUAAUGGAUCCAUGGAACUUGAUCGAUUUCACCUCGAAUAGCUUCUUUACUGCCUGGAUUUUUCUACGAGCUGUCGCUUGGUUCAUCGUUCAGAGGGAACAGUGGGCCGGACAGAACCCGUGGUAUCCGCGGGAGGAGUGGAGUACGUUCGACCCUAUGUUACUCAGCGAGGGAAUGUUUGGUGCCGCAAUGAUUUUCAGCUAUCUGAAGACGGUGCACGUGUUCUCGAUCUCUCCGCAUUUGGGUCCGCUACAGAUUUCUCUCGGCCGUAUCAUUAUCGAUAUCAUCAAGUUCUUCUUCAUCUACAUGUUGGUUCUCGUCGCCUUUGGAUGCGGUUUGAACCAAUUGAUGUGGUACUACGCCGAUUUGACCAAGAAGAAAUGCUUCUGUUUGCCAGACGGAGGUCCUGAUUGGGAAAACGAACAAGAAGCUUGUUUCUUUUGGCGUCGUUUUUCCAAUUUGUUCGAGACAUCGCAAUCCCUCUUUUGGGCCAGCUUCGGUCUGGUUGAUUUGCAAUCAUUCGAAUUGCAAGGUAUCAAGGGUUUCACGCGAUUCUGGGGCUUGCUUAUGUUCGGAUCGUAUUCCAUGAUCAACAUUAUCGUCCUCCUCAACAUGUUGAUUGCCAUGAUGUCCAACUCGUACGCCGCUAUUGCCUCCAAGAGUGAUACCGAAUGGAAAUUUGCUCGUUCCAAACUUUGGCUCAGCUAUUUUGAUGAUGGUGCCACUGUUCCACCACCGUUCAACGUGAUGCCGACACCCAAAUCCUUGUUGAAUCUGUGCAAGAAGAAACAAACGCAGGCAGCUAAAGAAAAGAGUUUACACAAGGCCGAAAUCAGACACAUGGAAGUGAUGCGACUCUUGGUCAGACGUUAUGUAACGGCUGAGCAAAAGAAAAGCGAAGAAAUGGGUGUCACCGAGGACGAUGUCAACGAAAUCAAACAAGACAUUUCUUCCUUCCGGUUCGAAUUAUUGGAUAUCCUGCGCAAUAACGGAAUGAAGUGCGGCGAAGCCGAAAAGGGCAACGCAGCCGGAAAGAAGGGAAGACUUCGUGAACGACGUUUGAAGAAGGGUUUCCAGAUUGGUAUGGUUGAAGAUUUGAUCAGUUCGGUGAUUGCCAACGCCACUUCCGAGAAGGGCCCUGUAGAUGUUUUCGGUAAGAUUGCCAAAGUCAUGGCUUCUCGUAGCAGCUCCAAGAUGAAGAAACGAAACGAGUGGAAUGCAAUGGCGGCUAGUAGAGCGUCCAUCAAGCGGAAUCCAAUCGGAUCGAAAGCACAGAGUAAUCAAAGGUGGUCGCAACAGUCGCUCAGACGAUCCAUUAUCGAAUCGGAACGAGCUGAUCUCCUUUCCAUGGAUCCCGAUCGCAUUGUGGAAUACAAUCCGCGCCUUAAGGAAUACACUCCCGCUACUCGUGUAGCCUACGCCAAGUUCAAGCGUAACACGCUAGGAGUCAUUAAUGAAAGUAGCAAAGAACAAGAAACGGGAAAGAACAAAAGACUGAAGAAAUCGAACGUCUCUCUAAAGAAAUUGGCAUCCGAUCCGGACAUGAAGUCGAAAAUUGCUGCUGCCGGGGUGGUGACUGAAAGUGAAGCUCUUCCAGUACAGAACAGUGCCAUAGGUAAACCUCUUCAGCCAGCCGAAGUUAUUCUUGAAGAGAACGAAUCAGUCACUCCAUUACCUCCUGAGCCUUCUCCCACUCCUGUUUCUCAGACACCUCAAGUGCCCACUCCAACUCCUACUCCAACUCCAAAACCGACCACUCCUACCCCAACGCCAGUCACUCCUGCACCAGUUCCGUCACCCGUUCCUACGGUUUCGGCUACUGUGGCAGCAUCACCCAUUCCUACGGCCUCCGCCACUGUGACAACGCCACCCACUCCUACACCUGCUUCGCCUCCUACACCAGCACCUUCCUCACUCCAACCACGUAUUUCUUCUCGUCCAGCAGAUAGGGACCGUUCACCCUCACCUAGGCCUGCUUCUCGUCCAACGACUCUGAAAGAUGGAUGGUUUUAAACUGUUUGAAUCAGGUCGAAUUGUGUAGGUAGAUUAGAGCAUAAUUUAAAACUUACAGAGUCUGCUAUUUUCUUUGUUCUGCCUUAUCAGCUGGUUAUCCAUCCUGUAGUUUUCUCCAUAAACGACAUGUUUAUUGCCCGCAAAACACUCUAAAUAUACAUGCAAUGACAAGCUCCGAA
Daphnia magna is the source of this 3683-nucleotide messenger RNA. Its product is annotated as transient receptor potential protein. Gene Ontology annotation, biological process: manganese ion transport; calcium ion transmembrane transport; regulation of cytosolic calcium ion concentration. The coding region runs from base 106 to 3504 and encodes 1132 amino acids. Gene Ontology annotation, cellular component: cation channel complex; membrane. Gene Ontology annotation, molecular function: protein binding; inositol 1,4,5 trisphosphate binding; store-operated calcium channel activity. The transcript has 18 exons. Lineage: Eukaryota; Metazoa; Arthropoda; Branchiopoda; Diplostraca; Daphniidae. The record is from RefSeq and is a predicted model, not a curated record.